Molecule: messenger RNA, 1794 nt
Organism: Cercospora beticola
Lineage: Eukaryota; Fungi; Ascomycota; Dothideomycetes; Mycosphaerellales; Mycosphaerellaceae
Product: flavin-containing monooxygenase
Molecular function (GO): flavin adenine dinucleotide binding; NADP binding; N,N-dimethylaniline monooxygenase activity
Source: RefSeq, a predicted model, not a curated record
AUGGCAAACACGAAUGGCACAGAAGUUCCCUGGGACCAAAAACCCAAGUCAUACGGCUGGAAGACUACUAAUGAUCGCGGGUACACAAUCAAAGAGGACUGCUCAGGCCAACAUCGGCCCAUAAGGGUGAUUUGUGCUGGUGCCGGUGCCUCUGGGAUCUGUCUUGCAAAGUAUAUCCAGGACGAUGCACAAAAUGUGGAUCUGGUCAUAUACGAGAAAAAUGAGGAUAUCGGCGGGACUUGGCUAGAGAAUCGUUACCCAGGUGUGGCAUGUGACAUUCCCAGUGUCAUCUAUCAGUACAUCUGGAAUCCCGAAGUCUGGUCACACUACUAUUCUGGUGGAGCAGAAAUCCAACAGUACUUCAAGAACACCGUCAAGAAUUUUAAUCUCGCACAUUUCAUUAAGCUUCGACAUCGUGUCGAUCAUGCCGAAUGGCAAGAUGCCGACGGACGCUGGAGAAUCACAAUUACAGACCUUGCGACUGGGAAGCAGUUCGUCGAUGAAGCUGAAGUGUUCGUCAAUGCUAUGGGAUUCUUGAAUGCCUGGCACAUGCCAAACAUUGACGGCCUUAAAGACUUCAAGGGUGUCAUUGCUCACACAGCCAAUUACCCCGAGAACCUCACCCUUGAGAAGAAACGAGUUGCCGUUGUCGGCAACGGGUCGAGCGGAAUUCAAAUCGUUGCUGAGAUUCAGCCUUACGUGGAUCACCUGUACACUUGGAUCCGUUCGCCUACGUGGAUGACUCCCGGGUUCGCACAAAAGUGGGCUGGCAAGGACGGGGGCAACUUCAAGUACACAGAGGAACAAAAGGCCGUUAUGCGAGACGACAAGGAACAAUAUCUCAAAUAUCGCAAGAACGUGGAGACCGAGAUGGUCUCGAGAUUUGCAGGGUUCCAUCGAAACAGCCCGGAGUCCCGGGGAGCGGGAGACUACGCCCGAAAGCAGAUGGAAAAGAAGUUGGUCGGUGAUCAGAGUCUAGCAGAAGCUCUGAUCCCGAAGCAAUUUCCUGUUGGAUGCAAACGUCCUACUCCCGGGACAGGAUACAUUGAAGCUUUGAUUCAACCGAAUGUGACUACCUUCACUGGAGGCGGACUGGACCGCAUCACAGCCAAGGGAUUCUUGUCCCCUGACGGAACAGAGCACGAAGUGGACGUCAUAAUUUGCGCAACCGGCUUUGACACCUCCUGGGUCCCUCGUUUUCCGAUCAUUGCGAAUGGAGUGAAUUUGCAGGACCUAUAUCGAGAAAAGCCAGUUGGCUAUCUUGGUGUGGCAGCACCACAAAUGCCAAACUACAUGACAGUGUAUGGCCCCUAUGGACCGCUCGGGCAAGGAAGUGCUAUGCCAAUGAUCGAUGUCUUCAUCAAAUACAUCCUGCAGAUGAUUGAGCAUAUCCAACUCGAGGACGUCAAAAGCGUCACUCCGAAACAGACGGUCAUCGAUCAAUAUGCCGAGCAUGCAGAUCUAUUCAACGACAGGACCGUCUGGAAUGCGCCUUGCCGAAGCUGGUUCAAAGGCAACAGGAUCGAGGGCCGGAUUAUGCUACACCCUGGGACACGCAACCAGUACAUGAUGCUCAUGCAGAAAUGUCGAUUCCAGGAUUACGAUAUUGAGUACCGGUCACCGAAUAUGUGGAAUUGGCUAGGAAACGGCUACUCUGCUCGCGAUCUCAGCGGCCAAGAUCUUACUUGGUUCCUGGGCACAGUGGACGAUGAAGACCGACAGGAAGAGUGGGAUGUGCCAAGUUUUGCCCCUAUACCAGUGCCUGAAGCUGUAACUAAUUUGCCAGAUACUUGA